Cygnus olor (mute swan) is the source of this 2970-nucleotide messenger RNA. It is a transcript of the gene TBKBP1, whose product is annotated as TBK1 binding protein 1. The coding region runs from base 402 to 2465 and encodes 687 amino acids. Gene Ontology annotation, biological process: canonical NF-kappaB signal transduction. The record is from RefSeq and is a predicted model, not a curated record. Gene Ontology annotation, cellular component: cytoplasm. The transcript is spliced from 9 exons. NCBI's taxonomy places the organism in Eukaryota, Metazoa, Chordata, Aves, Anseriformes, Anatidae.
CAGCCUGGCCCCCGGUGAGUGCGGGAGGGCAUUGGGCAGCAGAGCCUUUCAGGAGCCUCUUCAGGCCCAGCACCCUGCUCACAGGUGGCUUUGUGACUGUUGUUCUGGGGACAAAUCCUGCCGUGCUGGGGCUGAGAGCUGGCCAGGCAGGAUCAGGCCUCGCUGGGGCUGUGCUGUGAGCCAGGUAGCUCCUGGGGGUGAGCGGCAGCGCCGGUAUAUAGGGCACUGCGCGGGCUCCGUGCCACGUGGGAGGGCGGAAAGCAGCUCGCGUGCGUUGCGGGGUGGGAGUCGGCGGCACCGGCCGCUAUUUCUGGCACUCGCUCCCUGGGGGACGUUGGGAAAGUCACCGCGUCCCCCUGGGGCUGCUCUGCCGGGGUGCUCUCUCCCAUCCCGGCUCCUUGAUGCCAGCUCCUGCCCUCCUCCCCAGCAUCUUGGGGUGCUGCUCGUCCCCUGCUCCCUCCCUUCUGUGGGCAGGAGAGGUGACACGUGGCCCGUGUCCCCCCGCUGCCAUAGGCAGGGACCUGUCCCCUCCGGCCUGCCCGGCGGCCCUGCAGCUCCGAGGGCGCCUGAGCUGCUGCGGCCGCAUCUGUCCCCGCCUCACCGCGGGGUGCUCGCGUCCCCCCAGGCAGGACUCGUGCGGCGCCAUGGACUCCAUGUUCGAGGACGACAUCAGCAUCCUGACGCAGGAGGCGCUGGGGCCAGACGAGGACUGGCUCGACAGCCCCAACACCGACCUCUCGGGCGAGAUGUGCUCGGCCUCACACUUCGCCCUCAUCACCGCCUACGACGACAUCAAGAACCGCCUCACCGGGCUCGAGAGGGAGAACUCCACGCUCAAGCGGCGCCUUAAGAUGUACGAGGUCAAGUACCCGCUGAUCGGCGAGUUCGGGGAGGAGCGCAUCUUCUCUGUCUACGAGGCCAAGGAGACAUCGCUGCUCAAGAGUGAGAAGGCGUCGCUGCAGCAGCAGCUCAACCAGUUCCAGCACGAGCUGCAGAAGAGCAAGGAGCGAGAGGAGCAGCUGGAUGAGAUGAUCCAGGCCUACGAGAAGCUGUGCGUGGAGAAGGCAGACCUGGAGUCGGAGCUGGGCGAGAUGCGGGCGCUGGUGGAGACGCACCUGAGCCGCAUCCGGAGCCUGGAGCAGCAGCUGCGGCAGCGCGACGGCGGCGCCUUCCCCGGCCUCGGCGCCCCGCUGCCGGGCCAGGAGGUGCCUUUCCUCUCCCUGCACCCCAACCCCGCGCUGAGCCACGUGCUGGAUCGGCCUGCGGGCUGGCCGAGCCGCGGGCUGGAGGCCCCGGGCCGGCUGGAGGCCGAGCUGGAGGCUGCGCGGCAGGAGGCUCAGCGCGCCCAGCACCGCGAGGAGCACCUCAAGGCCGAGUGCGAGCGGCUGCAGGCGGAGCUGAAGCACCUGCAGGACACCCGCGAGCAGGAGCAGUCGGAGCGGGACAUGGCCUGGGUGAAGAAGAUGGGCGACGACCAGGUGAACCUGGCGCUGGCCUACACGGAGCUGACGGAGGAGCUGUGCCGCCUGAGGAACCUCAGCUCCUUGCAGAGCCAAAUCCUCCGCGCGCUGCUGCAGGAGAAGAGCCUCAACGGCGGCCAGCGCCACUCCCCGCUGUCCCAGUGCCACUCGCCAGCCCAGCAGCGCCGCUCGCCCGCCCCGCAGUGCCCCUCGCCCGCGCCUGGCCGCUCCCCGGCCCCGCAGUGCCAGUCCCCGGCGCUGCAGCGGCGCUCCCCGGCCCCCCAGUGCCAGUCGCCCGCCCAGCAGCGCCGCUCGCCCGCCCCGGGGCCCUGCCAGUCGCCGGCCCAGCAGCGCCGCUCGCCCGUGCCCACCUCCAGCCCCUCGCCCGCCCAGCAGCGCCGCUCCCCGGCCCCGCCGCCCUGCCCGUCCCCGGCCUCGGCGUCCCCGCACCGGCUGCCCGGCGAGAGGAUGGAGCUGGGCUACGCCAAGCCCUCCAGCCGCCACAUCAAGGCCGGCUUCCAGGGCCGCCGCAGCUACUCGGAGGUGAGCAACGUGGCCCUGUACCAGCAGAGCCGCUCGCUCUGGCUGCAGCCCGAAGCCUCGACGCUCCCCAAGCACCGGCCCUACGGCGAGGUGUACCUGGGGGGCACAGGGGCCCCCCUGAGCGCCCGCGAGCCCUUCGAGGAGCACGUGCGCUUCGAGAAGCAGUCGUCGGACGAAGAGGACUGGGCGGUCCCCAGCCCCCCCAGCCCCGAGGUGGGGGCUGUCCGCUGCGCCUCCUUCUGCGCCGGCUUCCCCAUCCCCGACGCCGCCGCGCACCGGGCAGCUGCCGCCUAUGCCAGGACCGAGCACGCCCAGUCCUGGCCCUCGAUCAACCUGCUGAUGGAGACGGUGGACUCGGAAAUCCGGAGCUGCCCGCUGUGCCAGCUGGCCUUCCCCAUCGGCUACCCGGACGAUGCUUUGAUAAAGCACAUUGACUCGCACCUGGAGAACAGCAAGAUCUGAGCUCCUCCGCCCGCGCCGCCCUCCUGGCUGCGGGCUGCCCCCUCCCCGGACUUUGGAUGCUGCAUGAGAACACAAGGAGUGACACGGCUCCGAAAUACCUCCAAGUAUUCAGUAGCUGCGGAGGGACUGACCCCACAGGAGCCCCAGGCCCCUCCUGGCCUCGCGUGUAAGUGGGUUUUCCCCACUCCCCCUUGCCCAGUCCCUGCAUCCACGGAGAAUUUGGAUGCUCGAACCAGGAUGCUCGGGAUGCUCUGGGCUGGGUCCGGGGGCUGCUGGUGGGGACCCGCCUGCACCCAUGGGUUUCUCUGCUUGAUCUCAGGGAGGAUUUGAGGGACUGGGUCCUGGAUCUGGCCCCCAGAAAGCAGGUGAAGGGAAGGGGCUGCCCCUUCUGGGGCUCACUGGGUCAGAAUUGGUUGGGGGGGGGAGCUGCUUGUUCUUGGUCCCCCACCUCUUCCCACCAGUUCAAGCAUCUUUCCAGUCUUUUACAUUAAAAGCAUCGCCCCCC